Molecule: messenger RNA, 327 nt
Organism: Microthlaspi erraticum
Lineage: Eukaryota; Viridiplantae; Streptophyta; Magnoliopsida; Brassicales; Brassicaceae
Source: the annotation of a GenBank genome assembly
AUGCGUUCUCUUCCGCCAUCACCAUCUCCCGCAUAUACCGAAAACAUUACGCAUCAUAAUCAUCAUCAUAUACAAGAAGACUUCACUCUAAUGAUCAUCCUCUUGGUUUUGUAUGGCAUCAUUGCCAUACGGUAUGUAACCACUAAAGAAGAAAAUCGUGAAACUAAUCUAAGCUUCCGGAGACCGCAACCGCCUAGGCCGCUGCCACCACCGCAACCGCCAAUAAUGCGUCCACAGCAGAUUGAGGCGGUCAUGGUUAAAGACGUAGUUGUGGAGGUGGAAUUUGUGUUGUCCGAUUUGUCUCGAGGAUUUGAAGGAGGAUGGUAA